This is a messenger RNA of Diplodia corticola, 1542 nucleotides long. RefSeq names its product arrestin (or s-antigen) n-terminal domain protein. Gene Ontology annotation, cellular component: plasma membrane; cytoplasm; cytosol. Gene Ontology annotation, molecular function: protein-macromolecule adaptor activity; ubiquitin protein ligase binding. Gene Ontology annotation, biological process: ubiquitin-dependent endocytosis. The record is from RefSeq and is a predicted model, not a curated record. The transcript is spliced from 4 exons. Bases 1 to 1542 code for a protein of 513 amino acids. NCBI's taxonomy places the organism in Eukaryota, Fungi, Ascomycota, Dothideomycetes, Botryosphaeriales, Botryosphaeriaceae.
AUGCUAGUCUCCAUAGUCCUGGACGAGCCGCUGCCGCACUACACAAACCUCGACACCAUAUCUGGCCGUGUCGUCAUCCGCGCCACCAGCAACACCAGCGUAUCCUCCGUCGUCGUCAAGCUAGAGGGCGAGAGCAGGACCAGGCUCGUCCCGCCGCAAAACCCGCAGUUCAACAAUAGCAAGCCGCGACCUGUCUUGGAGAUCCACAAGAUUCUCUACAAGACAGACGUCGUCUUCCCGCCGCCUAGCCUGCAGACAGCCGACUGGGAAUCUCGCAAGUUCACCCUCAACCUCGGAAACUAUGAAUACCCCUUCUCUUUCAAGCUACCGUUCAACAACGCCUGCCACACCACAACCUCUCUCACCGGAGGCUUCAACCUCGCUACCCUAGAGGUUGCCCGCCCUCCCACGAAACACGUCAAACAGACCCUACCUCCUUCCCUUACCGGUUUCCCGGGCGAAGCCGAGAUCCGAUACUAUGUCAAGUGUACCGUCAACCGACCCUCGAUAUUGAAGGAGAACCCGAGAGCUUUCGUCCACUUCAACUUCCUCCCCAUCGAACCUCCUCGCCCCCAAAAAUUCGAUGGUGAAGCGUAUGCGCGUCGUCAGCAUCAAUUCAACCCCAGAUGGGUUCCGCCUACCGAGCGCAAGUCCGGACUCUGGGAUAAGCUAAAGGGCGAAAAGAGCACUCCUCCCGGAAGUCCGACAAAAGAUGGCGUGGACUUGGUGCGCUUCAGCCUCGAUGCACGUCUGCCCAACCCGGCGAUAUUGACGUUGAACGAUGACCUACCGCUGAGGGUCUUGGUCAAGCAAAUCAACGAGCGCCACGACCCCGUGUACCUUCAAAUGCUCCAAAUCGAGCUCGUAGGCUACACCUCGGUGCGCGCCCACGAGCUCACGCGCACCGAAUCGAACAGCUGGAUCAUCGCCAGCUUCAGCAACAUGGCCAUCCCCAUCGGUGCUCCCUCAGACGUUGCUGGCACCGAGACACCCAUCAACCCAGAGUACUGGUCCGGAAAGCCCCUCCCUAACUCGGUAUCCCCCUCUUUCGACACAUGCAACAUCUCACGGUAUUACGAACUCGAGGUGCGUGUUGGCCUUGGCUACGGCUCGUACAAGCACGGCCAGGACCAGCUGGUCGUUCUCCCGCUGCGCCUUCCUGUCAAGGUCUUCUCGGGUAUCGAGCCACCGCAGGCACUCCUCCACGCCAUGGCUUCGGCCAGGCCGACUCUGCCCCAACGCAAGCCCGUCCCUGGCUCUGCUGCUAUGUCGCCUCUGAAGACGGGCGGCCCCGUCAUGGACGGUGGUGCACUGCCUCCAUACCAGACCCCAAUGACGCCCGUCGAGGGGGGAGCAGGACACGGCCCGGCGCCCCAAGGCCAAUAUGCCUCAGGUCACGUCGAGACUUAUGAGGAUGCGCCUCCGAGUUACGAAGAUGCGGUUGCGCAUAACAUGCCGGCAGUGGACGGACCGCGGAGAGACUACGCGCCGCCACCGGUCCCAGAGGACGCACCGAGGUUUAGUCAUGACGAGAAGAGAUGA